GGGGGCGCUGUACAUCUGCGUCGUCUGUGUUUUUACGGAAGUUCACGGAAAGAAAACAUUGGCCUUCGCUGCCAGGUUAAAGCGAACAAGACAGCUGUUAAAAGAAAGAAGAAAACAAAGAGAUGUCAGACAGCGAGGACAGUGAUUUCUCUGAUAAUCAGAGUGAGAGGAGCAGCGAGGCUGAAGAAGUGGAGGAGAAUGAGGACGAAGAAGAACAGGGAAGUGUAGCUGGCAGUGACAAGGCUGAGGAAGAGGGAGAGGAUUUGGAGGAUGAGGAGGAAUAUGAUGAAGAGGAAGAGGAGGAUGAUGACCGACCUCGGAAGAAAGCUCGGCACGGUGGCUUCAUCUUGGAUGAAGCCGAUGUUGAUGAUGAGUAUGAAGAUGAAGAUCCGUGGGAAGAUGGUGCUGAAGACAUCUUAGAAAAAGAAGAGGCUGAAGUGUCCAACCUUGACCAUGUAGUUCUGGAUGAGGAUCACUCGGGUUCAAGGAGGUUGCAGAAUCUCUGGAGAGAUUCACGUGAGGAAGCUCUGGGGGAGUAUUACAUGAGAAAAUAUGCCAAGUCCUCAGGAGGCGAACACUUCUAUGGCGGCUCUGAGGAUCUUUCUGAUGACAUCACACAGCAACAGUUGCUUCCUGGGGUCAAGGAUCCUAAUUUGUGGACGGUUAAGUGUAAGAUUGGAGAGGAGAGAGCAACUGCAAUCUCCUUGAUGCGAAAAUUCGUUGCUUAUCAGUGCACCGACACGCCACUUCAAAUCAAAUCAGUGGUUGCCCCUGAACAUGUCAAAGGUUAUAUCUAUGUUGAGGCGUACAAGCAGACCCAUGUCAAAGCUGCCAUUGAGGGUGUGGGAAACCUGCGCAUGGGCUUCUGGAACCAGCAGAUGGUGCCCAUUAAAGAGAUGACAGAUGUGCUGAAAGUGGUGAAGGAAGUUACCAACCUUAAACCCAAGUCUUGGGUUCGUCUCAAAAGAGGCCUUUAUAAAGAUGACAUUGCCCAGGUGGACUAUGUUGAACCGAGUCAGAAUACGAUUUCGCUGAAAAUGAUUCCUCGUAUUGACCUGGAUCGUAUCAAAGCAAGGAUGAGUAUGAAAGACUGGUUUGCAAAGAGAAAGAAGUUCAAGAGGCCACCACAGAGGCUUUUUGAUGCUGAAAAGAUCAGGUCUCUUGGUGGUGAGGUCAGCCAUGAUGGUGAUUUCAUGAUAUUUGAAGCGAACCGCUACAGCAGAAAAGGUUUCCUGUUCAAAAGCUUUGCCAUGUCAGCUGUGAUCACAGAAGGGGUGAAGCCCACUCUGUCAGAGCUGGAGAAGUUUGAAGACCAGCCAGAGGGCAUUGACCUUGAAGUGGUCACAGAAACAACAGGUAAAGAGCGGGAACACAAUCUCCAGGCAGGAGAUAAUGUGGAGGUGUGUGAAGGGGAGUUGAUCAACCUUCAGGGCAAAAUCCUGAGUGUGGAUGGCAACAAAAUCACCAUCAUGCCCAAGCACGAGGACCUCAAGGAUCCUCUUGAGUUUCCAGCUCAUGAGUUGAAAAAGUAUUUUCGUAUGGGUGACCAUGUGAAGGUCAUUGCAGGGCGUUAUGAAGGGGAUACAGGCCUCAUAGUCCGUGUGGAGGAGAACUUUGUCAUUCUGUUCUCUGAUCUCACCAUGCAUGAGUUGAAAGUUUUGCCCCGGGACCUGCAGCUGUGCUCUGAGACAGCCUCAGGUGUGGAUGCUGGAGGCCAGCAUGAGUGGGGGGAGCUAGUACAGUUAGACCCUCAAACUGUAGGUGUCAUUGUAAGGCUGGAGAGAGAGACCUUUCAGGUAUUGAACAUGCAUGGGAAAGUUUUAACAGUACGGCACCAAGCAGUGAACAGGCGGAAGGACAACCGGUUUGCUGUCGCUCUCGACUCUGAGCAAAACAACAUCCAUGUUAAGGAUAUUGUGAAAGUCAUUGAUGGACCUCAUUCGGGCCGUGAAGGUGAAAUUCGCCACAUAUUCAGAGGCUUUGCUUUUCUUCACUGCAAGAAGCUGGUUGAAAAUGGAGGCAUGUUUGUUUGUAAAGCACGUCACCUUGUUCUGGCAGGCGGCUCCAAGCCCAGAGAUGUGACCAAUUUUACAGUGGGCGGCUUUGCUCCCAUGAGCCCACGCAUCAGCAGCCCAAUGCACCCAGGAGGAGGCGGUCAGCCGCGUGGAGGUGGAGGUGGUGGUGGUGGUGGUGGUGGCGGCAUGGGCCGAGGCCGUGGACGACGAGACAAUGAUCUCAUUGGCCAGACUGUUCGUAUAUCCCAGGGACCAUACAAAGGCUACAUCGGUGUGGUGAAGGAUGCCACAGAAUCCACCGCUAGGGUAGAGCUCCACUCAACCUGCCAGACCAUCUCUGUGGAUCGCCAGCGCCUUACAACUGUCGGUGGCAAAGAAAGACAAGGAAGAAGUUCCACUCAUCUACGAACCCCGAUGUAUGGUUCCCAGACACCCAUUUAUGGUACUGGCUCACGUACUCCCAUGUAUGGUAGCCAGACACCCCUCCAUGAUGGAAGUCGUACUCCUCACUAUGGCUCCCAGACUCCUCUUCAUGAUGGGAGCAGGACACCAGGCCAAAGUGGUGCGUGGGACCCCAACAACCCAAACACACCAUCACGGCCUGACGACGAGUAUGAGUUCGCCUAUGAUGACGAACCCUCGCCGUCUCCUCAAGGCUAUGGUGGGACGCCCAAUCCUCAGACGCCUGGAUACCCAGAAGUGCCCUCUCCGCAGGUCAACCCUCAGUAUAACCCACAGACUCCUGGGACUCCUGCUAUGUACAACACAGACCAAUACUCCCCAUAUGCAGCACCUUCACCCCAGGGCUCCUACCAGCCCAGUCCCAGUCCACAGAGUUACCACCAAGUGGCGCCAAGCCCGGUGGGAUACCAAAACACACACUCGCCUGCCAGUUACCACCCCACUCCAUCACCCAUGGCUUACCAGGCCAGUCCAAGUCCCAGUCCGGUAGGGUACAGUCCCAUGACUCCUGGCGCUCCGUCUCCUGGAGGCUACAACCCUCACACCCCUGGCUCCAACAUUGACCAAGCCUCCAACGACUGGGUCACCACAGACAUCAUGGUGCGUGUGAAAGACACAUUCCUGGAUGGAGCCGUCAUCAAUCAGACCGGCAUUAUCCGCAGCGUCACUGGAGGAAUGUGCUCUGUUUUCCUGCAAGACACUGAGAAGGUUGUUAGCAUUUCAAGCGAACACCUGGAGCCUGUAACACCAACCAAAACAAUAAGGUACUGAUUAGCUCAUGGAAAU
Molecule: messenger RNA, 3263 nt
Organism: Danio aesculapii
Lineage: Eukaryota; Metazoa; Chordata; Actinopteri; Cypriniformes; Danionidae
Gene: supt5h
Product: SPT5 homolog, DSIF elongation factor subunit
Exons: 29
Coding region: 123-3248 (1041 amino acids)
Biological process (GO): transcription elongation-coupled chromatin remodeling; regulation of DNA-templated transcription elongation; transcription elongation by RNA polymerase II
Cellular component (GO): DSIF complex
Molecular function (GO): mRNA binding; protein binding
Source: RefSeq, a predicted model, not a curated record